Entrophospora sp. SA101 is the source of this 1275-nucleotide messenger RNA. NCBI's taxonomy places the organism in Eukaryota, Fungi, Glomeromycota, Glomeromycetes, Entrophosporales, Entrophosporaceae. The record is from the annotation of a GenBank genome assembly.
AUGUCCUAUCUAUGGAAGCCAGCAUACUUCCUUAAUUUUCGAUUAUCUUUGACCGCAGCAGACAAAAAUCCAAGAUUCCUUGCACUUUUAAAAAGGGUAUGGAAAAAUGAUAAACUAAAAGAAGUUUUGGUUGAAGAGGGAAAGAUUUCAACAGAAAACACCAUUUGCUUAUUAACGGGUUCUCCUCAUAACAUUGAAGAACGUUUAAAAACUGCUUUAGCAGAAAAACAUUUUAGCAAAAACGAACUUAUUGUUUUCGUAGUAGGAAUUUCUUCUGCCCAUGGUGGUGAAGUUAAAACAGCCAAUAUUUUGGAUUGCCUUUACCGAAAAAAAGGUGAAGUUCUCAAUUUUAGCCGUAGUGAAACGUUUUCUUUAGGCACUAGUUUUACUGAUUUGAAACUACUUUUAGAACCAUUUGUUGUGGCUUAUAUGACGGAAAAAUUACAAUUACAACCUAAUGACAAAGUUUUAGAAAUCGGCACCGGCAGUGGCUUUCAGACCGCAAUUUUAGCCCAAUUAGUGAAGGAAAAAGAAUUUGAGGCAAUUAUUUUGACCGCUGCCAGUAAGCAAAUUCCUAGUUCUCUAUUAAAGCAACUAAAAAUUGGUGGGAGAAUGAUUUUACCAUUAGAAAUUGCUUCUGGGGAGCAAAUACUCUAUUUAGUGAAAAAACUAACCCCAGAAAAAAUCCAGUCUAUUCCUCUUUUACCAAUUAGAUUUAUAUCAAUAGCAAAAAAGGCACUACAAAAAAGCUGUUUUAAUUAUCAUGUUUAUAAUAUUAGAAACUGGGCUAUUCGGGGUCAAGUAGAUGAUUAUAUUUAUGGCGGUGGUUCAGGAAUGCUCUUAAAAAUUGAUUGUUUAGUGAAAACUUUAGCGGCGGUUUAUGAAAACCAUGGAAAAGAUUGCUAUGUUAUUUUACUUUCUCCUCAAGGAAAAAGAUUCACCCAAAAAGAUGUCGAACGCUUAAUUCAAAAGAAAAAUUUAGUCUUCAUUUGCGGUCAUUAUGAAGGUAUUGAUGAGCGAGUUAAUAAUUAUAUUGAUGAACAAAUUUCGGUAGGUGAUUUUGUUACUAGUGGAGGAGAAGUACCGGCUUUGUUAAUUACCGAAACUUUGAUUCGAGCUUUGCCAGGAGUUCUCUCGCCUGAAGCCUAUCAAAAUGAAACUUUUCAAACCGAGAAUUCAUUUGAUUUUGCUUCUUACACCCGUCCGGCUAUUUUUAGAGGACAAAACGUGCCAGAGGUUUUAUUAUCAGGCAAUCAUUCAGAAAUUCAAAAAUGA